Messenger RNA from Cololabis saira (Pacific saury), 657 nucleotides. RefSeq names its product agouti-signaling protein-like. The coding region runs from base 25 to 489 and encodes 154 amino acids. Gene Ontology annotation, biological process: neuropeptide signaling pathway; positive regulation of feeding behavior; hormone-mediated signaling pathway. Gene Ontology annotation, molecular function: neuropeptide hormone activity; type 1 melanocortin receptor binding. Gene Ontology annotation, cellular component: extracellular region. The transcript has 3 exons. The record is from RefSeq and is a predicted model, not a curated record. NCBI's taxonomy places the organism in Eukaryota, Metazoa, Chordata, Actinopteri, Beloniformes, Belonidae.
CUCUGUAGGGUCAGAGGAGUCAGGAUGAGGAUAACAGUCUUGUGUUUGUGCGUUCUGCAUUUGGCAAAUGGAAGUUCUGGACUUAAAUCCCCAAAAGGUCUUCAAGUCAGCCGCAACAAUUUGUCGCUCAGCGGCGCUCAAAUCGCUCAGAGCAAAGACUCUAUGAGCCACAGGGGGCCAUUGUUUGCCCGGAGGGGACACUAUGAACAGCAGAAGAUUCAUGUGGCGAAGCCCACCGCGUCUCCUCAUCCUCAAAAUCACAUUCCUCAAAGUGUCAAAGUGAAGCCCGGGAAGCCCAAUUGCUCCCCGUCUGGACAGAGCUGUUUGCCCCAGUCUGGAUGCUGUGACCUCUGCGCGACAUGCCACUGCCGCUUCUUCAACGCCAUCUGCUUCUGCCGGAAAACCAACUCGCGCUGCGAGCAGCAACAGCCAAUAACCAGGAAAGCAAAGCAGAGACGGAAACAGAAGCGAACGCGACGCGCGCUGUGAUCCAGUGAAGCUGCAGUGACCUCCACCCGUUAAACUGCUUUUGUUUUUAUAGUUCAUGUCAAAAGCAACACCUUGAAUAAUGAGCUACCUUUAAAAUAAGCUUUAAUAUUGACUGUAUAUAAGCACAGUACUGUAUACUGUAGAGUUUGUAAUUCUACUUUUAUUAUU